AUGGUGAUGCCUUCCACGACGCCGGCGGUGCGCCAAGAAACGCCGCCGCCGCUGCCGCCGCCGUCCCACGACGGCAUAGGCAUACCGACGGUGGACCUGUCGGCGCCGGGCGGCCGCGGCGCGCUGUCGCGGCAGGUGGCGAGCGCGUGCGCGGAGCACGGCUUCUUCCGGGCCGUGAACCACGGCGUGCCCCCGGGCCCCGCCGCGCGGCUGGACGCCGCCGCCAGGACGUUCUUCGCGCUGCCGCCGCACGACAAGCAGCGCGCUGGCCCGCCCAACCCGCUCGGCUACGGUUGCCGCACCAUCGGCUUCAACGGCGACGCCGGGGAGCUCGAGUACCUGCUCCUCCACGCCAACCCGGCCGCCGUCGCGCACAGGGCCAGGUCCAUCGACACUGACGACCCCUCGCGAUUCAGUAAUGUGGUGAACGAGUAUGUGGGAGCAAUGAGGCAGCUUGCAUGUGAGAUCCUGGACCUGUUAGGAGAGGGGCUAGGGCUCAAGGACCCCAGAUCCUUCAGCAAGCUCAUCACUGACACAGACAGCGACUCACUCCUGAGGAUCAACCACUACCCUCCAGCAUGCACCAUUCAGAAGCUUGACCAUGAAAACCAAUGCAAGAUGAAGAGCAGUUUCAGAAUCAAGACUGGCAAUGGUGUGAACCAGUCGGCAGGUGCACGGAUCGGAUUUGGGGAGCAUUCAGACCCACAGAUUCUUAGCUUGCUCCGAUCAAACGAUGUUGAUGGCCUUCAGGUGCUUCUGAACUGUGACGGCAGGGAGGUGUGGGUUCAGGUGCCAGCCGAUCCAUCAGCAUUCUUUGUCAAUGUUGGUGAUCUCCUCCAGGCUUUGACAAAUGGGAAGGUGAUAAGUGUCCGACACAGGGUAAUUGCAAGCUCCUGCAGGGCAAGGCUGUCCACAAUCUACUUCGCUGCGCCGCCACUGCAUGCACGAAUUUUGGCCCUCCCAGAGACAGUCACAGCCAACUCACCCCGCCAGUACCGGCCCUUCACCUGGGCCGAGUACAAGAAGACAAUGUACUCCCUCCGCCUGAGCCACAGCCGCCUCAACCUCUUCCACAUCGACCAUGAUGACCACAGCAAUGUCGGCAAAGGAGAACAAGAAUAG
Messenger RNA from Miscanthus lutarioriparius, 1122 nucleotides. Lineage: Eukaryota; Viridiplantae; Streptophyta; Magnoliopsida; Poales; Poaceae. The record is from the annotation of a GenBank genome assembly.